AUGAAACUACCACCAUUCGAUGCAGAAUUAAAUUCUAAGUCGAAUGGUGUAAUUUUCAUGGACGGGACAUACUUGAAAGUCUUUGCAAUUCCAAUUGAAACAGUUCAUCUCUUUCGUGAUAUUGAAAGUGCUCGCAUUGCAUUUAAUAGUAAUGGUUCAUUAUUUUAUAAUCUUCGGUAUUUUGAACAAGUUUAUUGGGAUGAUUUGAAACCAUUUCUCAACGGAAAUUGUUCAUCAUCAAUUGAAAUUGUUCGUCGUUUAAUUAAUUUUUAUUAUAUGGUCACUUGUCAUGAAUUAUCUCAUAAUAUUGAUUCAAAUCAUGAUUUAAAUUUUAUUAAUCGUCUUGAAAGAGUUUCAGCAAGAUUUAUGGAUCAACGAGAUUCAUUUAUAUCGACAUUUGGUUUUCAAUAA
This is a messenger RNA of Adineta ricciae, 411 nucleotides long. NCBI's taxonomy places the organism in Eukaryota, Metazoa, Rotifera, Eurotatoria, Adinetida, Adinetidae. The record is from the annotation of a GenBank genome assembly.